AUUUGCUUCCUGAUUGCCAGCUCGACCGCCGCGAUUACAGUUUCAGACAGACCCCGUCGAUCUGUGCCGAUGCUAUGAGGUCGACCGUGUUUCUGCUGCUCGCCCUUGCCGCCCUCGGGGCAACCCAAGAGCCCCAGAGGGGCUCCGUGUGGCCCAAGCCUCAGAGCACGGUUCGCUUCCACAACAAUGGAUUCGUCAUUGUCUCCAUCAACACGUUCAGGUUCAACGUGACACGCAACAAGUGCGAUAUCCUGAGUGCCGCACUGACCAGGUACUACAAGUACCUGUCGCUGGAGCGCGAGGCAGGCUAUAGUGAGCGCGUCAACUUCCGCGCGGGCAGCAAUGAGGUACCCCUCGGCGAGCAACCGCUCUCCUCCAACUCCAGCUACCGUGGCCGCAUCGACUCUCUUGAGGUUGAUCUGAUGGCCCGCUGCGAGGACACCCCGUACUUUGGCAUGGAUGAGCACUACGAGCUGAGGGUUGACAGCCCCGACGUACCGCUCGGCGCCAAGCUGGUAGCUCAUUCAAUUUGGGGAAUUUUGAGGGGACUCGAGACCUUUGUCCAGCUGGCUGCACCCUCCGCUGAUGGCACAGCGCUUCACAUGAGCAGCUGCAUGAUCUCGGAUUAUCCGCGCUUUCCUCAUCGCGGUCUGUUGGUCGACACGGCCCGCCACUUUAUGCCGAUUGAAACCCUACACAAAAUCAUCGAUGGUAUGGAGGCGAGUAAACUUAACACCUUCCACUGGCACAUCGUCGACGACCAGUCCUUCCCUUAUCAGAGCAAGCUAUACCCGGAGCUAAGCGACAAGGGAGCGUAUAACCCACUUUCACACGUCUACACGCAGAACGAUGUCAAGGCGUUAAUUGAAUACUGCAGACUCAGAGGCAUCAGGGUCAUCCCUGAAUUCGACACGCCAGGUCACACGCUAUCUUGGGGCAACUCACAUCCCGAGUUGCUGACCAAAUGCUACAACAGCAAAAGUCCGCUUGGACCAAUGGAUCCGACCAAAAAGUCCACGUACAGAUUCAUUCAGAACUUCUUCUCAGAAAUUGCUGAGGUAUUCCCUGACCGGUACUUCCACGUUGGCGGCGACGAAGUCUCUAAGGACUGCUGGAAAAGCAACCCUGAUAUCAACAAUUGGAUGAGGGAGAACAACAUCAGCGGCUUGUACAACAAACUAGAGAGCUUCUACAUCAACAAAGCUGUUCAUCUCAUCUACUCGCUCAACAUGAGCACUAUCGUUUGGCAGGAGGUGUUCGACAACGGCGACACCCAGUUGGACAAUAACACGGUCGUACAUAUUUGGAAACUUGGCAGCUUUAUGGAGGAAUUGCGGAAGACGACAUCAGCUGGAUACAUGACCCUCCUAUCGUCUUGCUGGUACCUGGACCAUCUGAAGAGUGGUGGUGACUGGACCGAGAUGUACCAGUGCGACCCGCAUAAUUUUGAUGGCACCGAGGAGCAGAAAAGAUUGAUUCUUGGCGGCGAGGCAUGCAUGUGGUCUGAGUUCGUCGACUUCACGAACGUAGUGCCGAGGGUAUUUCCGCGGGCCAGUGCAGUGGCUGAGAGACUGUGGAGCGACCGCUCGGUCAAGGAUAUUCGGGACGCCACCCAGCGGCUCGACGAGUUCAGGUGCCGCCUCCUCAGGAGGGGAGUGCACGCCCAGCCAUCCAGGGGCCCAGGCUACUGCCCUGGGGAGAUCUUUUAGCACAGACAAUAAUAAUGUUCGUUCGUGUGCGUGAUGGGCUGCGGUAUUUUUUUCAAGUGUUUUUUGUUUUGAUGCGGCAUUAAAAUACGACGCAAAUAUUAUGCGAUUGAAUUAAUUACUGACUUGUGUAUUAGAAAAAUAUGUGAAUGCAUUUUUUAUUUGUCCACGAUGCAUAAAUCAAGGUAUUUUUUAUAACUAA
This is a messenger RNA of Cloeon dipterum, 1908 nucleotides long. RefSeq names its product beta-hexosaminidase subunit beta-like. The record is from RefSeq and is a predicted model, not a curated record. Gene Ontology annotation, cellular component: lysosome; membrane. The coding region runs from base 75 to 1709 and encodes 544 amino acids. Gene Ontology annotation, biological process: ganglioside catabolic process; glycosaminoglycan metabolic process; carbohydrate metabolic process. Gene Ontology annotation, molecular function: beta-N-acetylhexosaminidase activity. Lineage: Eukaryota; Metazoa; Arthropoda; Insecta; Ephemeroptera; Baetidae. The transcript is spliced from 8 exons.